AUGUCAAACCAAGCAGAAAACCUUGCGGCUCUUGUGCCAGCCGCAAAAGCUGAGCUUGUUGUCGAAAAGCGCCCAAUUCCGACGCCUGGGCCUGAUGAAGUUCUGGUACGCAACCACUUUAUCGGACUCAAUCCACUCGAUUGGAAACGCCAGCUGUCUGGAAUGUUUAUUUCAUCUUACCCAGCCAUUUUGGGUACUGACUCAAGUGGCAUUGUCGAAUCCGUAGGAUCGAAUGUUACCAAAUUCAAACCAGGCGAUCGCGUCCUUGGAGGGGCAGAUGGCAUGAUCUCCCAGAAGCCAGAGAAUGCCUCAUAUCAAACCUACACCAUAUUCCGCGCGACUUCGACUUCAAAGCUGCCUUCCAACAUCAGUCUUGAACAGGCUGCUACGCUUACGACAGCCACUAUCACUUCGUACUUGAUGCUCUUCCAUGUGCUUGGCCUGCCAAAGCCCGAACUCAAGACCCCGCCGCCAAACGCUACCGUGCUCAUCUGGGGAGGCGCCUCUACUGUAGGCAAUCUUGCCAUUCAGUUCGCUAAAGCGGCAGGCCUGAAUGUGUAUGCCAUCGCGAGCAAGAAGAAUCAUGAGUACUUGCGAUCUCUUGGCGCUAAGUUGCUCUUUGAUUAUCAUUCAGACACUGUCGUUGAGGAUGCCGUGGCUGCAGCUGAGCGUGAGGGAAAACCUAUCGCUUACGUAGCAGACACUAUCACCUCAGUGGCGACUCUGGGCUCCGUGCAGGAUAUACUAUCCAAAUCGACAGCUACCGUGAAGAAUGUUGCACACACGGCGCCCUGGCCGGAAGACUUCAAAAAGCUGGACGGAAUCAACGCUGAUAUGGUUCACGGUGAAGAGGUCUGGUACAAGCCUGACAUGAUUGAGCUAGGCUCUAAGGUCUUUAACGAAGAUCUUCCGAAAUGGCUUGAAAGUGGAGUCAUCGUACCACCGCCUUACCGUGUGGUCGAAGGUGGUGUCGGGAAGAUUCAGGAUGCAUUGAAAGUGCUCCAGGCGGGAGUGAGCAACCAGAAAGUGGUGGUGGGAGUCUAG
Molecule: messenger RNA, 1044 nt
Organism: Didymosphaeria variabile
Lineage: Eukaryota; Fungi; Ascomycota; Dothideomycetes; Pleosporales; Didymosphaeriaceae
Exons: 3
Coding region: 1-1044 (347 amino acids)
Molecular function (GO): oxidoreductase activity, acting on NAD(P)H
Source: RefSeq, a predicted model, not a curated record